AUGGCGUCAGAAGCUUCAGAAAAGUCACCCAUCGACCAGAAGAUGGCUAUGGAUAAGGAGGCUCCAACGUCGACCGGCACUCCUCGCGACCUGGACCAGGCGUAUCAGUUCCUCCAGACGUACGGAGAGACCAGCGAUGGCGAGGAGGCCACCGCGGAAGACCUCAAGAAGAUCCGGUGGAAGGUGGACUUGUACAUUAUCCCGAUCAUGUUUGUCUGCUAUACCAUGCAAUUCAUUGACAAGGUCUCUCUCAAUUACGCUGCCGUUAUGGGUUUGAACAAGGACCUCAAGCUCAAGGGGAACAACUUCUCAAAUGCUGCGACUGCAUUCUUCAUCGCCUACCUCAUUGCCGAAAUUCCGACAGGAUACAUCCUGAACAAGGUCUCUGCGCCCAAAUGGCUGGCGCUCAACGUCACCCUCUGGGGCAUCUCGACUGCCUGUACUGCGGCAGCUCGCGACUACAACACGCUUCUAGCUGCCCGAAUCUUCUUGGGCAUCUUCGAGGCCGCCAUCGCGCCUUGUCUGGUUCUGAUUAGCAGCCAAUGGUACACCAAGUCCGAGCAAGCUCCCCGGUUUUGCAUCUGGUACUCCGGCCUUGGUCUCGGACAGAUUAUUGGCGGCCUGGUGUCCUUUGGCUUCCAGCAUGUCAAGAACCCGGAAUUCACCGGCUGGAAGGCCAUGUUCGUCGUCCUCGGUGCCGUUACCUGUCUUGCCGGCAUUGCCACGUACUUUAUCAUCCCAGAUAGCCCAAUGAAGGCGCCCUUCCUGACCGAGAAGGAGAAGGCACAGCUGCUCAAGCAUGUCUCCUUCAACCAGACCGGUGUGAUCAACACCAGCUUCAAGUUUUCCCAUAUCCUGGAGAUCUUGACCGAUGUUCAAUUGUGGCUCAUGACCCUGAUCACUGUCCUGAUCUCUGUAUCAAGUGGAGUUGUGACAACCUACUCUGCUACUCUGAUCAGAAACUUCGGCUACUCUCCAACUAGGUCCGCUCUUCUCAAUAUGCCUGGUGGCGCUGUUUCCAUCAUCAGUACAAUCGUAAUUGGCUUCGCUAUCCGCUACAAGAUGUUCCGCUUCAUCGGUAUCAUUGCAUGCUGUAUUCCAGGCAUCCUAGGCGGUGCUCUGCUCUCAUUCGCACCACAGACCAACCAAGGCGCCCUCCUUGCCGGCAUUUACCUAGUCAACUCUAUCGUUCCCACCCUCAUCGUUAUCUACCAGUGGCUCUCCUCUAACGUUGCCGGCAGCACUAAGCGUGCCGUCAGCGCUUCCCUAGUCACUGCCAGCUUCAGUAUCGGAAAUAUCAUCGGUCCACAGACCUUCCAGGCCAAGGAUGCACCGCAAUAUAUUCCGGCAAAGAUUGCCGUUUUGGCUACCCAGGCCUCUGGAGCUGUUAUCGCAUUCGUCCUAUUCUUGUACUAUGUCUGGGAGAACAAGCGUAGGGACAAGCGUGCUGCCCAAAACUCGGAAACCCUGCCUGUCGCCGAGGGUGCUGCUCUAUCCCAGUCUCCCUCUAUCGAGCAGAAGAAGUGGGAUAACUUGACCGACAAGGAGAACCUGGCCUUCAGAUACGUCUAUUAA
Arthroderma uncinatum is the source of this 1575-nucleotide messenger RNA. RefSeq names its product allantoate permease. Gene Ontology annotation, molecular function: transmembrane transporter activity. The record is from RefSeq and is a predicted model, not a curated record. Gene Ontology annotation, cellular component: membrane. Gene Ontology annotation, biological process: transmembrane transport. Lineage: Eukaryota; Fungi; Ascomycota; Eurotiomycetes; Onygenales; Arthrodermataceae. The transcript is spliced from 4 exons. Bases 1 to 1575 code for a protein of 524 amino acids.